Molecule: messenger RNA, 8409 nt
Organism: Vespa crabro (European hornet)
Lineage: Eukaryota; Metazoa; Arthropoda; Insecta; Hymenoptera; Vespidae
Product: neurotrimin-like
Exons: 5
Coding region: 884-1798 (304 amino acids)
Biological process (GO): synapse organization
Cellular component (GO): neuron projection membrane
Source: RefSeq, a predicted model, not a curated record
GAUGGUGGGGAUUGCUGGUGAGGCGGUAGACGCGCGGCGACCAAGAAGAGAAGCAGCAGAAGGAGGAAGAGAAGGAGGAGGAGGCUGAGUGAUCGGCGGAGUAGAGAGAGAGAGGACGCCUGCGCGGAAUCCCCGGGCGGGCGCGGGCAGUGCCACCGGAGGCCCGGCGGUUUCAGAGCUUCGCCCGGGACGACGAACCGCAGACGACCUGUACGCAAAACUCGGCCGUGCGUUAUCCGGAGGCUACGCUGCCCUCCGUAAGUGUAUAAACGAGGAAGAAAGAAAAAGAAAUAUAAAGGGCUCGAGAGAUCUUUCGCACGACGAAUAAGAAUUUAGAAACAACAGAGACUUGGCUCGUUUUUUUUUUUCGUGUCGAAUAUUACCAACGGCAACGUAUCGUUUACGCGACGUAACAUAAUAUGUGAUACAGUGUCGUCGCAAAGGUGCCAAUUGGAUAAGGUAGAAACUUUUUCAUUAGAGUUGAGGAAACGAAAGAGGGAAAGAAUAUUACGAGAAGGUGUCGCUGUCGGUGGAGAUUUGUAAAGGCUGUGGAAAGAGAAAGAGGAAGAAGAAAGACAUGAACGACGUCUGGUAGCGACACCGACUGCGGAGAACGAACGCGGUGAGAUGACGAAGGAUUAGGAGAAACUGAGAGAAAGAGAGCGAGAAAGAGAGAGAGAAAAGCAUUGAACGCGCGCGCGAGCAAUACAGAGAGAGAGAGAGAGAGAGAGAGAGAGAAAUAACAGGCUAGAGAGUGGCGUGGUGCACCAGGACGGUGUGGUGCGCGCUGUGAGAUGUCAGUUGACCAUCAGUCGAAGACAUCCACGUUGUCGUCGUCGUCGUCGUCGCCGUCAUCGUCGUCGUCGUCGUUGUCGUCGUCAUCAUGAGGAGAUCCUCUUACGUCAACUAUUACGUCCUGUGCCUCGUCUGUUGGAUCCUUUUGGGUAUUACCGGUGUGAGCACCAGAUCGCAUUCCUUGGUGAAGAGGUUCGACGGGAUUUACACGGGUCCGUAUUUCGACUCGAACUCACCUACGAACAUAACGGCGCAGCUAGGCUCUCAUGCGUAUCUACCGUGCAAAGUACGACAGCUCGGUAACAAAUCGGUCUCGUGGAUCAGGAGAAGAGACUCGCACAUACUAUCCGUGGAUAGGACCAUGUUCAUCCCCGACGAGAGGUUCCAGGCGAUCUUCGCGGACGCGUCCGACACUUGGACGUUGCAGGUGAAAUACGUCCAGGCACGGGACGAGGGCGAAUACGAGUGCCAAAUCUCGACGGAUCCGAAGAAGAGCCACAUUAUCAAGCUCAACAUCGUCGUGCCAAAAAUCGAGAUCCUGGGAGACCGGGACAUGUACGUGAAAACUGGAAGCACGGUCGCAAUACGUUGCAUGAUAAAGCAAUCUCUCGAGGGGCCGUUCUACGUCUUCUGGUAUCACGAGGGCGAUCGCGUUCUCAAUUAUCAGCAGGGUAAGAUCGACAUACAGACUAAAAGGAUCGAUCACGAUACGGUUAGCAGCCUCGUGAUUCGCAACGCCAGGCGAGAGGAUUCCGGUAAUUAUACCUGCAGUCCGAGUAAUUUGGACAGUGCCAGCGUGCAACUUCAUGUUUUGAACGGAGAACAUCCGGCGGCGAUCCAAAGGGGAAUUAGCUCGGCUCCUUGCGGUUGUCAUACGUUUUGGUGGUUCGUAGGAGUGGUCACGCUCUACUCGAGUCACGGAAGUCGAAACUACAUCCUCGUCCUCCUGGCCGUCAUGGUCCUUUACUCGAAAAAUCCAUCUUACUUCAUGCCGGAACGAUAAUCAGGAUCAUCGGGAAGGACCAAGCACGAACGAGCGAGCGAGCUAGCGAGCGUGCGCGCGAGAAUCGAUUAUCUUCGGCCAUGAAACGCUUUGUCUCUUAACCUCACGUCGAAGGGAUUUCUCGGGAAGGAGAGAGAGAGAGAGAGAGAGAGAGAGAGAGAGAGAGAGAGAGAGAGAGAGAGAGAGAGAGAGAGAGAGAGAGAGAGAGAGAGAGAGAUAGGAAUAAAGAUUUCCAUCGAUCGUUCAAUAUCGAAAAGAAGCUUGAAAAGCGUUAAAGUUAGGAUCUGACGAGAAUUCGAGGAGAAGAGCAGGCUCGAGAGAAUCGAAAACUUUUGUACGGACACGCGAAAGAUGAAAAGAAACGAAGACGAGAAUCGACGAGUUCGAAGAAGAACGAUCAUCGUUUCUAUCGUUUCGUCGCUGAAGACUGACCGCUCACUUUUUCUUUUCUUUUUUUUUUUUUUUUUUUUUGCAAGCGAGCCGAAAUGAUAAUCGGAGAGUGAGAGAUAUUAAUUGUUGAUCGUUCGUUGGAGUGGCGAUUCAUUCGGAGAAUAAUGGUCUAAAAAAAAAAAAAGAAACAGGGAAAAACAUAGAAAAAGGAAAGGGGUAGAAAAGAGCAAACAAUCUUGGUACCAAGAUAUUGCAUAUUUAUAGAGUAACCCUUUCAAGUUACAGUCUUGUCAAUCUAUCAGCAAUAUCAAGGUCCAAAAUUCUUUCCGCGGGAUGAAAUUCUAAAAUUAUUAGAGAUGCAUUUCGUCUAUCGAGACAGUAUGAUCCGGCCGUUAGUAUCUUAGGUAUUAAAUAACUCGUGACGAUUUUUCGUUGGAUUCGCACGAGUUUCUUGAGCAGGCCGUGACUUCUCACGGGCCGGCUACCUUGUAUACGAGGACGUAUUACGCGAGGAUCGUGGCCAAUUUCAUUAUUUCAAUAAACUACGGACGGACUAUAAGCCUACGUUCUAUUUUUAAAAAGAAAAUGAACGAAGAAAGAAGCCAAAUUCAGCAACGAAAAAUUAUAUAUCCGCGAAGCGUACCGAUGGCACAACGAUCAUUAUUAUUUCCUUUGCUUUAGACGCUAUAUUUAUCACGAUCUUCCCGUUUUCGUGCUCUUGUCUUUGUCGAGAAAGUUCAAAGAAAUAUAAAAAAAAAAAAGAAAAAGAAAAAAGAAAAAAAGAAGCAGUAUAAAGAUCUCGAUAACGAGAUGCCCCCCUCCCCCCAACACCGAUAAUCGAUGAUCGCGCGUCACUAGAACGAUCGUGGAGGUCCUGUCGAGGUCAUCGAAGGGUUUCGUAGUUUCUGUUAAUUACCGACCAGAUGAAGUCACGAGUCGGCGGUAGUUAACGAUGGAAGGAUAACGUGAAAUAAUGCGAAAGAGUGCAAGAGAGAGAGAGAGAGAGAGAGAGAGAGAGAGAGAGAAACAAACAGAGAAUGAUGUAAGACAAAAGAAACUUCGUCCACGGCACUCGAAAGAAUUGAAACUUGUUCGAUGAAACUUGUAAAGACAAUGUGAUUAAUUAUAUUUCCAUAGCGAUCGAUUAGCAAAGCGUGUCUAUACUCGACGUCCAUACCGUUUUCAUUCCAGGAUCGUAGCGAGAGAACGUAGCGACUACAAACCUUUUUACUUGCUUUUCUUUUUUGUUUUCUUUAGCAAUCGGGCCGAGAAAAUCCUCCCUCCGUCUUCGAUGAUGGAUUAGACGUAACGCCAAAAACGUCGAACGAGUCGAACCAUCCUACGGCAAGAUCUUUUUUAUCCGAGAGCGAAAUCGAUUUAUCGAUACGAAAACGACGAGCACCUCUAAUUAACCAAAAAAGAAAAACGUUCAUAUCAAAUGUCGAUGUCGACCCUUCAUAUCAGAUCUUUUUCCGAGAUCGUUUUCGUGAUCUUCGCUCGAAGCUAAUCAAAGUCGACGAGAUCGAAAAGUUCGUGGCGUUUAAUUAAAGUCAUCAUAUAAUUAAUCUUUUUCAUUGGAAAAAAAAUUCCUUGAAAAGAAACGCGUUUUAAUUUCUUUCUCUGUUCUCGGACGAAGAUUUAUCGUAAAGACUUAGCGUGCAGGACGGAGGAAGAUGGAGAAAAAAAAAAUAGAAAAUGAAAUGAUUCUCUCGUAUCGAUCCACGAGAAUGUGAUGGUCUGUAAAAAAGCGCAUUGAGUAUAAACACGAAACAUCGAAAUGUGUCAUGUAACCGUGCGUGCGUGCGUGCGAUUUUAGUAGUAUAAAGGUUGUCAAAUCUCUUGCUUUUUUCUUUUCUUUUCUUUUCUCUUUUUUUUUUUCUUUUUUUCUCAUUUGACUAUUAUCAUUUAACAAUCGAUUCAUUGAUGGAAUGAGAAAAGAAAGAAACGGUUUUCAUCUUGUAUCUCGCGAUCCGCACGGACGGCUACUACAAUGACAAGGACGGAUAUACAGCUUUUUGAGAAGAGGACUCUUUUUCUGUCGAUUGAGCCCUUUCGUGAGUUUCCCUUAAUUCUCGCGAGUAUUAGAAAGAGUACUGUUUUUUAUAAUAUUAUAUAUAUAUAUAUAUAAAUGAAUAUAUAUAUCUAUAUAUAUAUAGGUAUCUAUAUAUAUACAAACGGAGCAGAUAAAUAUAUAUAUAUAUAUAUGUAUAUGUAUAUGUAUAUGUGUACGCGCGCAAAUACGUUGCACAAUGGUGUUGAGUAUUGAACAAGUUUCAGCUCGUCGAGUAAAGGAGAGACGUACAUCCAACGGAAAGUUACGAUCCCUUCGACGAAGAGAGGGCAUCGUCGCGAAAGUGUCACGAGAAGAUCGUAGGAUGUCGGCUGAUGUAUUUAGUAGCGUGUAACGAAGGAAACGGCGAUUGAAGAAAAAUAUUCAGUAAGAGAAAGAGAGAGAGAGAGAGAGAGAAACGAACGAUACGUAUAGAAUAUCUACGAUUCAUGUGAUUGUAAAUACAUAGUACAUAAAUAACGUAACGUUAACUAACGAUAUGCCGUACGUGUUACACUAAAGAAACAAAAAAAAAGAUAAAUAACGUUACUGUGUAAUUUUUUGGAUCGUAAAUGCAUUGGAAUGGGUCUGGCCGCCUGUGCUAACCGGUUUGAUGUAAUCGUGUAAAAGAAAGGGAACGAUAAAAUUACGAGAUGUAAAGAAAGAAAUAGAGAGAGAGAGAGAGAGAGAGAGAGAGAGAGAGAGAUUUCCCGUCGGAACAAUAGCAAUUUCAAUCUUUCAUAAAAUCGCGUAACAAUAGUAAAAAUCAUAAGAAUUUUGAUUACGCGCGGUAGUCCAUUCUUGUGAAUUUUGUUUUCUUCCACGAGUCGUGUUCCGUGCAGUUGAUCUCUCGACGAUACGAAUUUCUCGCGAUAAAGAGAUAGUGAAGGUGGCACACAUUUGCGCGCAUGUUUCUUCGUGUGCGCGAUUGCGUCAGAGAGGCAGAGAGAGAGAGAGAGAGGGAAGAAGGGAGGGUGAAGAAAGGACGAGAACGGUAGGACGCGUUUAUCCUCAAUCGGAUAAAAAGGGUCCGAGGAUAGCACGGGCCGGCCACACGCGACUAGAUGUAACACUAAUUAACGCCUAGCGUAAGACUUAAACGGAUAUAAAUGAAGAUAUAUUGUCUGAUAUAAUAAGAUGAGAGCGUGCGCGAGUGCCUCUGCGAGCGAGUGCGUGUACUUGCGUGCUUGAAUGGGUGAAUGUCUUGCGUACAAGAGGAAUAAAAAAAUGGGUAAACGUGUCGCGAAUAAGCGUGCGUUCGUUGAAUGUGCAAACGAGCGGUUGAAAGAUAGAUAAGGAGAGAAAGAUAGAGAGAAAGAGAGAGAGAGAGAGAGAGAGAGAGAGAGAGAGAGAGAGAGAGAGAUAGCGAGAGGUUCGUUGGACUGACGCGACAAGGCGUUGGUCGAAUGACGCACUUUCGAAUAAAAAGGGGCGACUGGGGACAACUUCUUGUAUCUUCUUUUCCUUCUUCCCGCGCCUCGCGAGGCCACUCUUCGUAGACUUUGGAGAUAAAAGAAAUAGAGAGGAGGAGGAGGUGGUAGCAGCAACAGCACCUCGAGGCCACAAUUAAAACACGCGCAGCUCCGUUUCGCGUUUUUCGCGCGGCCUCCCCUCGCCGGGUGGAAGAAGGAAACUCGUGACGUGCUCGUCCUCGUCGCUCCUUUGUUAACGACGAAGAAGAAAUGAAAGCAGUAUAUGUGUGUGUAAGAGAGCAAGCGAGCGAACGAGAGAGAGAGAAACAUGAGAUAACGCGAAAUGAGAUGGUAACGGCGAAGAGGAGAAAUAAAUAAACACACAUGUACGCAUACACGAUACACAGAGAUACACGUAAACAUACAUACAAACAACACAUGUCGUCUAGGGUACAUAAACUAUAACGUCGUAGGCAGCAUUGAAUUUUUGUACCAACGUCUAUUGUAGCUCUUAAGUGUCGCGAAUUCUUACGUUCUCGUACGACGACGGUGAAGCCACCGUCGUUCGUUGGUUUUUUCGUUUUCUCGAUGAAGCCAAAGCGGGCAGCGGACUCGAAAGAGGCAAAAUAUGCGCUUUUUUCGUCGAUCGAAAUUAAUCGACUAACUUUUAUAAACAUCUUCUUAUCGGCGUUCCAAAAGUCAAUUUAUUUUCGAACGAUCCAUAGACCUGUUUCGAGAAGGAUCGAUCGAUCGAAAAACGUUGAAAGCCCUCGAUCCGCUCCCCUUGGUCCAAUCGACCAAGAUCCACGUCGAUUCCCGAGAGUCGCGGUACGAAUUUCGAGAGAAAGAAAGACAGAGAGAGAGAGAGAGAGAGAGAGAGAGAGAGAGUUAGGAGUAAGAGAGCAAUUUAAUUCGAGCGACGCUUGACCGUCCUAAAAGUUCGUCUAUGUGCUCUUACGCGUCUAUAGUCGUGUUAAAACUUUUGUGAUAGCGUUAACGAGUCGAAUCAGCGCGUAAGAUUCGAUCGUGAUGGUUGAACGAAUGAGAAGAAAAUUGAUCGGUAGCCCGGAACGAUCAAAAAAAAAAUAAAAAAUAAAAAGAAAAAAAGAAAAGAAGGAAGAGGGAAGGAGGAGAGAAUAGCGAAAGCGGCACUCGGAGGAGAAAGAAUUUCGAAAUUGGGUUGCCGAGAAAAGAUUUUAGCGUUGAACAUAGGAUAGGAACGAAUCUCCGCUUUGGCGCGAGACAAACUUUUUGUCCACGUCAGAAGAUUCGAAGUCCACGAGCGAUUUUGACAACUUUUUUCUCUUCGAUCUCUACACGAUUUAUAUUUCGUGAGAGUGAGAAAUAUUUCGCCGUAUAAACUUCGACGUUGAUUCGACCGUAGGGAAUACGUUUUAUGAUCCAAUUUGGGAUCGUUUGCCGGUAAUAGUGCUCUUUCCUUUGCGCGUGUAACCCGAUCGCUGAAAGUACGUUUGGCUGCCAAGGAUCGGACGGAAGAUGAGACUCGUAGUAGACUUUCGUUAUCGAUCGAAACCCUCGGGACGACAAAACGAUUUUUCUUGCGUUUCCUCGAGAUGAAACGCAAGAAGAAUCAAAAAAGAUCGAAGCUCCUGAAAACAAUUGGGUCUCGAGGAAUGGAAAAGAAAGAAACUCGAAAGUGCGAUACCCCCCGUCAGGAACUUCGAUCUGAAAUUGUUUAUCGAACGAGCGAUUGAUUAUUUCUCAAGAGUCCUCCGAUAUAACGAUCGUCACGUUAACAAUACGCGGCAAACACACGUAGCGAAGGGUCUAAUUAAUCGUUAAUACGUCAUAUCUGCCAAUUCGAACGUUCGACGAAAUAUACGAUGCGGAGAAAUCAAGAGGGAAUAUAAAAGAGAUAAGGUCACUUUGUCGAGCGAGCGAAUAAGCGGAAGUCGUCGAAUAAAAAUAAAGAAAAAAGAGAAAAAAAGAGAGAGAGAGAGAGAGAGAGAGGGAGAGAGUGGGGGGGAAACAAGAGAGGUACGAAGAGGAAAACAUUGAGAAAAAAAAUUAUUCCUCGAAGAAAGCCUCGUCUCGUGGAUUCUAAUUCGUACACCUUACGCGCUUUAUGGUUUAACGAGAAUAAACUUUAAAGGAUCUACGAGAUGAUGCCGAGGACUGCGAAAAAGAGGACGAAAGAAGAAUGAGCGUGAGAGAGAGCGGCGUGAAAGUCGGGAGUGCCUGGCGGAAUGGCUGAGCAAGAAAAAUAAUAAAGGGAAAAAAAAGAAAAAAAAAAAAAAAAGAAAUCAAUGUUAAAACCGAUCAUUAUCGAUUCGCAAGUUUAAAAGAAAAAAAAAGAAAAAAAAAAAAGAAAAAAAAAGAAGAAAAAAAAAAGAAAACAGAUCUUCGUUAUCCGCCAUUUUCACACGUAUAUAAGUUCUGAAUCUCGUUUUGUACAGGUGUGGGCGAUACGCUCCUAGGGCAUCGCAUCCUUUAAUCAUCUUUCAGUUUUAUUUUGUACUUCGAAACCCAGACGAAUUCAUUUCUCUUUUUACUUUGAUCUGUAUAACGAUGAAAUUAUCUGGGUAUCAAGGAAGGACAGUUCGAAACGGUGCCCUUGGAGCAAGCUCCACGUCGAGGUACGCUAUACAUACAAAUUUGAACCUUUCCGUUUUCGAUCUAUCGUGGCAAAGGGAGAAGAAAGAACUGCCCCGUUCUAUGUGUGUAAGAACCAUAAAGCUUAAUGAAGAACAUUAUACUAUGAACUUACGGGAUACUAAAUAAAAGUAAGCCAAACCGUU